Molecule: messenger RNA, 4813 nt
Organism: Pseudomyrmex gracilis
Lineage: Eukaryota; Metazoa; Arthropoda; Insecta; Hymenoptera; Formicidae
Product: sperm motility kinase
Exons: 7
Coding region: 659-2902 (747 amino acids)
Biological process (GO): peptidyl-threonine phosphorylation; peptidyl-serine phosphorylation
Molecular function (GO): protein serine/threonine kinase activity; ATP binding
Source: RefSeq, a predicted model, not a curated record
GACCAGUCGUGAAAUCAUACGAGGUGCGUGGCCCCGCUCGUACAUAAGCGCGAAUAGUCGAAGAAAGAGUUAUCGAGUUAUUUAUUCUCACACGUGGAUUUUCCAGAGGUUCGCGCGCGCGUGUGUGUGAGCGCGCGCGCGUUCACGUUAUCGCGUAACGACGGCAUUGUAUUUUCGCGGAUGUGCGCUCGCGGGCGAGAGAAUAUCGUGUGUGCACGUUACUCCGGUGUGGUGUUAAUUGUGUCUCUCCUCGUGCCGUGGUGAAUUUCUCCGAAUCCCGGUGCGCCGCGCCGUGGACGGGACUCUCACAGAGAGAAGUGCAUGAGGAAGCACGCAAUCUGUAAAUUUACAUAAACGAGCUCGUGCUGUGCGUGUUCGCGUUUCCGUGACUCUCGCCGGAUUGCGCGCUUACAUAAAUAACGACAGGGGUCCGUCGCGAGUUUUAUCAACCAACACCGAGCGAGACGCUUUGAAAGAGCGAAAAUUUUUCGAUAUCGGUACGAUGACCGGUGGUAUUGCGAAAUUCAUAACCGUCACAGGAUGUAACGACUGGAUAUACUCGCAGUUGAUCCGCGUCGAACCGUAUAAAACCUAUUCCUGGUGAUAAAGAAAAAAAACUACAAAAAAAAAAAAAAAAAAAGCGGCGGAUUAUUGGGAGAUGAGCGGAAUGAAGAAGGCGAUCGGGGGAUCCAUUCACAGGAUACGGGAGUUCGAGCUCGAGAAGGUAAAUCUGAUCGACGAGUUCGACAUCCUGCAAAUCGUCGGCGAGGGAUGGUUCGGCAAGAUCCUGCUGACCGAGCAUCGCAGCACUCAGACCGAGAUGGUGCUGAAGGCGUUGCCGAAAGCGUACACCGGCCUCUCGGACUUUUUUCGGGAAUUUCAUUAUGGCUUACAUCUGUCGGCGCACCGGAACAUCAUAACUACUUACGACGUGGCGUUCGAGACAGCGGGCUUUUACGUUUUUAGCCAGGAAUACGCCCCCCUCGGCGAUCUCACGUCGAACGUGACGGAGACCGGCUUGGGCGAGCUGCACGCUAAGAGGGUGGCAAGGCAGCUUGCCGCCGCGGUGCAUCACAUACACAGCCGCGACCUGGUGCACCGUGACAUCAAGCUCGACAACAUCCUCGUGUUUCGCAGCAACUUCUCGCGUAUCAAGCUGUGCGACUUCGGCGAGACCAGGCGGGUCAAUACCGUCGUGCGAAGACACAACGAGUGGCUGCCGUACUCGCCGCCCGAGGUAUUGAAGAUCGACACUGACGAGACUUACAAAGCUCGUACGUCGCACGACGUCUGGCAAUUCGGCAUUGUCCUAUUUGUCUGCCUGACCGGAUGCCUGCCGUGGCAGAAAGCUGCGUUGGACGACCCGCGCUAUACCAGAUAUCAAAACUGGCACAACGCUACGCUCAACAUCGCCAAGAAACCGAAAUUAUUUCAGCUGAUCAGCUCGCGGGCGCAGAGAAUGUUCAAGAGGCUGCUAGAUCCGAAGGUUGAAAAGAGGCCCGUCAGCGUAUUAGAGGUGAAUAAAUAUUUAGAGGACAGAUGGCUGGCGAAACUCGGAGCUGAAAAAGCGUUGAACGGCGGCGCCGACGAGAGAGACGAGCUGUGUCCGUCCAUGUACAGCUUCCACAGUUCCCUGGAGGAGAAGAAUCAGCUUCUGCACACGCUCACGACGUACGGCAUCGAGACCACGGUGGACCGUACGAAGAAGAAGGAUCGCAUAAGGGAGUGGAUACAGGCCAGCGCGAUAGUUGAGGAAACCGAGGAGGACGAGUCCGAUAUUUACGAGGACUCGGAGUUUUAUGAAGACGAGAAUAAUGACGGGAACGAUAGCGAGGAACCCGAACCGGUCACCAUGAGGGGCAGACAUUUUCCGGAGAGACGUCCGAGCGUCGCGACAAACGACCUCAAGAAAAAACGGGACAGCCGAGUCCCGCCGAGCCGCUCGAAAAACAGAGCGCCCGUAAAGCCGGUCGAAAGAAAAAUACCCUUUGCUCCACAAGUGGCCGAGGAGCGAGAAACAAUCGCGCACUUCGCCAGUUUUCCCAAUGGCGAUCCGAAUCUCGCUGUAAGAAACGGCAGCGAUCAGACUCACGAUUCUUCCGCAAACGUUACCUCGGACACGCCGCAAAUGACUAAUCCACACUCUCCCGUGUCGAGCAUCACCAAUCGAAGGGUCGACAAUUCGGUAAAAACCAACGCGAGCAAUUCCCACGACAAUUCGCCCGUGUUGGUAGCGGGGGCCAGUUCUCCCGCGAAGCAAUCACCUCCGAAAUCGGGCGCCCCGAAUCGAUCGGUACCGAUGAGUCCGCAAAUCCCGGCCAGAAAAAAUCGCACGGCGCCGUUUUCGAACACGCAGCUUGUAGAAAAUCGUGCCGAGUCGACGAAGCGAGCGCAAUCAGCGGAAGAUUCGCCGUUGCAGUCGCCUAGGGCGUCGCCCAAGACGACGAUCCCGAUGCCGAUUCGAGACAAACCUUCCGUCGCUAUGUUAUCGACCCCGCGAACGGUGAGAUCAGCCGCUCCAUCGGUCGGCCGAGUCGAUAGAGCACCGGCGCCGAUAAUAGGCAACGCGACAUUAGCGGAGAGUCAACAGCCUCCGAAUAGCGCGCGUACAGAGGGCUCGCCCUCAAUCUCGACGCAAAUCGGGACCAGUUCUAUGCCAACCGCCUCUCACUUGGUAAUGCAGAGCUUCAACACCCUUCAGAAUAUUACAGCAAACGACCCAUCUCCGUCGAGCUCAUCGAACGUGAGCAAACCCGGUCAACGGGUCGAGCAGGUGAUCGUGUCUUACGGCAAAGACCUGUACGAGCACUACGGCAUAGCUCAAGGAGUCAUACAUCCAACGAGAGUGGAUAUCGUGAGGCAAGAUUCCACCGGCAGCGGUAACCGAUCUGUGAGCAAUUGAGAUGUACAAGAGGAUGCACCGGAAUGCCCUUGUGGUUGACGAAGGAGAGCUUGGUAUUCGCGCGAGUCUGCAAUUGCGAAACCAAUCAAACACACUGUCGGUGUACUCGAGCAAGAGGCACGUACACGGAGGCACUUGUAUAAUAAUUUUGUUCUGCUGUCGUUCAACGGAAAGAUUUCGCUCGCGGAGAGAUACUCGGGGCAAACGCGAGAGAAUAUUUUUUUUUUUUUAUCUAACGACAUUGAAGUUAUUAUAAAACUGCGCUUCAAUCCAAGCGUUACAUCUCGCUUCGAUUGAGAUUUUUUUUCCUCGCGGAAAUGUACGUCGCGGAUAUGCAAGACACACUGCGACGAUGUUCAGAUGUACACGGAAUAAACAAAGUCGUUACGGAAAUAAUGUUGUAACAGGACCACUGCACGGAUGAAGAUGUUAGGUACAUUAUGCCUCAUUAGUUCCAAGGGAUACUUAUAUCGCCACGUGUCGCUCGCUUCAUCGAGCGCAUAACGGGAUAAAAUUAGCGCGGUGUCUCGGAAGAGAGGUUGCACCGUGCGAGAAUGUCCUCGAGACCGUUAAGCAGGAUUCACAUUAGCAAAACCGAGCUCCGAAGUUGAGAGCUUCGUUGCGCGCGAAUUUUAUGUUAUCGAGCCAAAUUUCUCGUCGCGCCAGAAGCUCGGUGUGUUACGUGACUCGCGGCCUCCGCUUGCCGUAGGCUUUUUAGACGAGAGAUAUAUUUUAUCGCGAUAAAUGGUGAUACUAUACGACAUAUAAAAUGUUGUGCGAUAAGAAUCGCGGCGCGCGCGCGCUAUAAUAAAUUACUCCGCGAUGAUUCUGCGCGCGAAAAAGAUUCUGACAAUAAAUAAAUAACGAAACACGAAAUAUAUACAUACAUAUAUAUACAUAUAUAUAUAUAUAUAUAUAUAUAUCGACGUGUGAUUUCUGACACGCGCUUUUGUUCCCACUGAUGUGUAUCGAACGGCGGACGGAUUGUGUGCUAGCUGAUGUACUGCACGGGCAUUUACAAAGCUACCAUAUUUCAUCGUUUGCCACUUUUCAAACAGAACAACGAAAAAAGCACAGCGAUCAAUCUGGCAUUCUAGUAUGGUACAAUACAUGUGUGUAUGACUCGUAUAAAAAGGUAUACACGAAGAUGUAUUAUUUACAAGUAACAGUUAUUACCAGUAUGUAAUUGUCAGGCGAGAAUAUAUAUGCUCGUGCUACCGCUAAUUAGUUACAACGUGUGUUCGAUAUCAUCUGAUUUAUGAGCGGGACGCCGUCCGUGUGACUACGAGAUAAGCUUCCUUCGGCGCGGGGGAUCUGCUUGAACUCCUGCAUCGCGACCAGUAACGUCGCUCUCGAGAAGAGCAAGGACGACGCGGAGAGGAUAACGAUCGUAAGAGAGAGAGAGAGAGAGAGAGAAAGAGAGAGAGAGAGAGAGAGAGAGAGAGAGAGGGAUGAGAAGAGAGCAAAGCGGCAGCAGCCGCGGGAAAGGACUACGAAGAGAGUAAGGGGAAGGGGGAUUGGUGUGUGCAUUUGGCGAUGCGGAAAUAAUUUUCUAGGGCGGGUCGCGGCACGAAUUAAUUAAGACAUACGUAAGUAGCGCAUAUCGCGCAGGAGACGCAAUUACCGCCGUCUUUGACACUGAGAAGUAACACGGCAACGUGCGAAAGAUAUGAAGGACCGCGCCCGAGGUAGCUUCGUUGUUUAUCGUCGGAGAGCUAACUGGCGGAAUAUUGCGCGACGCUACCUGCAACGGUGGCAACUUCUCCGACGGAAACUUCUCCGACGCGCACGUUAAUUAGUGUUUAAGUCAACGUCACUCGUGGAAUUGCUAAUUGACACUUUUGAUCACGUUUGAUAUUAUUAUUAUUAUUAGAUUUAUCUCGUAGCGCCGAGCGAGAAAAAGAGAGAGAG